Molecule: messenger RNA, 7845 nt
Organism: Triplophysa dalaica
Lineage: Eukaryota; Metazoa; Chordata; Actinopteri; Cypriniformes; Nemacheilidae
Gene: ephb2b
Product: eph receptor B2b
Exons: 16
Coding region: 98-3070 (990 amino acids)
Biological process (GO): protein phosphorylation; cell surface receptor protein tyrosine kinase signaling pathway; central nervous system projection neuron axonogenesis
Cellular component (GO): plasma membrane; neuron projection
Molecular function (GO): ATP binding; protein binding; transmembrane-ephrin receptor activity
Source: RefSeq, a predicted model, not a curated record
GUCUGCGGGUCUGCGCCAGCGUCUGAUAUCAAUGGCUUUCAGGGCUCGUUUUGUUUAAUUGCCUGGACUUUCUUAUUAUUUCACCCCUAAGAAACAAAUGAUGGAUAUCUUAUGGAUUUUAUGGACACUACCGUCGGUCCUGGCUGUUGAAGAAAUAUUGAUGGACUCCACCACGGCGACCGCAGAACUGGGCUGGACAGUAUAUCCUGUUUCGGGCACAAGUGACACCAGUUGGGAAGAAGUGAGCGGGUAUGAUGAACACAUGAACACCAUCCGCACCUAUCAGGUGUGUAACGUAUUCGAUGCCAACCAAAACAACUGGGUGCGCACCAAGUACAUCCGACGAAGAGGGGCACAGCGCAUCCACGUGGAGAUGAAAUUUUCUGUACGUGACUGCAGCAGCAUCCCGAGGGUACCGGGAUCGUGCAAAGAAACAUUUAAUCUCUACUAUUAUGAAUCGGAUACUGACACGGCCACCAAAGUCUUCCCUCCUUGGAUGGAAAACCCUUGGAUAAAAGUGGACACCAUCGCGGCCGACGAGAGCUUCUCCCAAGUGGAUCUGGGUGGAAGGGUGAUGAAGAUUAACACAGAGGUUCGCAGUUUUGGGCCUGUUUCACGCAAUGGUUUUUACCUAGCUUUCCAGGACUAUGGCGGGUGUAUGUCGCUGAUUGCCGUACGAGUGUUCUAUAGGAAAUGUCCUCGCACGAUCCGGAACCGGGCAAUAUUUCAGGAGACGCUUUCAGGGGCGGAGAGCACCUCACUGGUGGCAGCGAGGGGUGUGUGCAUCCCUAACGCUGAGGAAGUUGACGUUCCUAUUAAACUGUACUGUAAUGGAGAUGGAGAGUGGAUGGUCCCUAUUGGCCGCUGUAUGUGUAAAGCUGGUCACGAGGCGGUGGACAACGGAACGGUUUGCAGAGCAUGCCCCUCAGGUUUUUUCAAGCCAGCUCAAGGUGAUGAGAAAUGCCUGCAGUGUCCAAUAAACAGCCGCACCACCAACGAUGGAGCGACCAAUUGCGUCUGCAGAAACGGAUAUUACCGCACAGAUUCAGACCCCUUGGAGAUGCCCUGCACAACCGUGUCUUCGGCCCCUCAGAACGUCAUCUCCAGCGUAAACGAGACAUCGCUGAUGUUGGAGUGGAAUUCUCCACGGGAGAGCGGCGGCCGCGACGACGUUGUCUACAACAUUAUCUGCAAGAGCUGCGGAGGCGGCAGGGGAGGCUGCACGCGUUGCGGGGACAACGUGCAGUUCAAUCCGCGGCAGCUGGGACUCACAGAGACUCGGGUUUUUAUAAGCGACCUGCUGGCACACACGCAGUAUACGUUUGAGAUCCAGGCCGUCAACGGAGUAUCGGAUCAGAGCCCUUAUUCACCACAGUAUACGUCGGUUAACAUAACUACUAAUCAGGCUGCUCCUUCUGCGGUGUCUAUAAUGCACCAGGUCAGUCGUACGGUCGAUAGCAUCACUCUCUCCUGGUCGCAGCCAGACCAGCCAAAUGGAGUCAUACUCGACUAUGAGCUGCAGUAUUAUGAAAAGGACCAGACGGAACAUAAUUCUUCCGUGGUAAAAAGUCAAAUCAACACCGCAGUCAUACGCGGCCUUAAACCAGGAGGCAUCUACGUGUUCCAGGUCCGGGCACGUACGGUGGCGGGCUUCGGACGCUACAGCGGCAAGAUGUACUUUCAGACCAUGACCGAAGCGGAGUACAACACUAGCAUUCAAGAGAAACUGCCUCUCAUCAUCGGCUCUGCGGCGGCUGGUUUGGUCUUCCUCAUUGCAGUGGUGGUCAUCAUCAUUGUCUGCAACCGCAGACGCGGGUUCGAGAGACAGGAUUCAGAAUACACAGACAAGUUGCAACACUACACCAGCGGUCACAUGUCACCAGGAAUGAAGAUCUACAUCGAUCCAUUUACCUACGAGGACCCCAAUGAAGCCGUGAGAGAGUUUGCUAAAGAGAUCGACAUCUCCUGUGUGAAGAUCGAGCAAGUCAUCGGAGCAGGGGAGUUUGGAGAGGUGUGCAGCGGAAACCUAAAGCUCCCGGGAAAAAGGGAAAUGUUCGUGGCCAUCAAAACACUUAAGUCGGGGUAUACAGACAAGCAGAGGCGGGACUUCCUGAGCGAGGCGAGCAUCAUGGGGCAGUUUGAUCACCCUAAUGUCAUCCAUCUGGAGGGAGUGGUGACCAAGAGCAGCCCUGUCAUGAUCAUCACAGAGUUUAUGGAGAACGGCUCGUUGGACUCUUUUCUUCGGCAAAACGACGGUCAAUUCACUGUCAUUCAGCUGGUGGGCAUGUUACGUGGAAUCGCCUCUGGGAUGAAAUAUCUGGCAGACAUGAAUUACGUGCAUCGUGACCUGGCUGCCCGUAACAUUUUAGUUAACAGCAACCUUGUGUGCAAAGUGUCCGAUUUCGGCCUCUCGCGCUUCUUGGAGGACGACACAUCUGACCCCACGUACACCAGCGCUCUGGGUGGGAAGAUUCCUAUUCGAUGGACAGCCCCAGAGGCCAUCCAAUACAGGAAGUUCACUUCUGCUAGUGAUGUAUGGAGCUACGGAAUUGUCAUGUGGGAAGUGAUGUCAUAUGGAGAGCGGCCGUAUUGGGACAUGACCAAUCAAGACGUCAUCAACGCCAUCGAGCAAGACUACCGGCUGCCCCCUCCCAUGGACUGCCCCAGCGCCCUCCACCAGCUCAUGCUGGACUGCUGGCAGAAGGAACGCAACAACCGGCCCAAGUUUAGCCAGAUUGUCAACAACCUGGACAAGAUGAUCCGUAACCCCAACAGCCUGAAGGCUAUGACUCCUCUGUCAUCAGGAGUGCAUUUGCCCUUGCUUGACCGCAGCGUGCCCGACUUCUCAAGCUUUAGUACUGUGGACGACUGGCUGGAUGCUAUUAAGAUGGGCCAGUACAAAGACAACUUCGCCAAUGGCAACUUUACCAGCUUCGACCUUGUUUCCCAGAUGACUAUGGAGGACAUACUCAGGGUCGGAGUGACACUGGCAGGUCAUCAGAAGAAGAUCCUCAACAGUGUUCAGAUGAUGAGGGCCCAGAUGAACCAGAUCCAGUCUGUAGAAGUUUGACCUCCAGUGUUUUGGUUAGACCGGGAGAAGAGUACAAGAGGAGGAAUGGGGGCGUCGUAAAGGGAGGACACGGCCACCACAGACCCACAGCCUGAUUUACCUUCCGGACCACCUGAGCCCCUCCUCCAAAGACACUCUCACUCUCCAUCUGUGUCAUCAGAAACCCUUGUUAACCCCCAGCUAUCCUAACGGACCCGGGAAAGCUGCGUUCGGAAGAUGUGAUCACAACAUCCGUUUAGCUUUAGCCUCCAUCAAUCACAGAAUGUCCGUUCAAUCAGCCAGCAAUAGGCUCCGCCCCCUCGCCCCUUCAAAUCCCUUGUUUCUUCUGCAAUUUUCCUCUUUUUUGUUUGUUUGUCGUUUUAUUCCUUCUUCAUUUUUUAAAGAGUUUUUGUAAAGAAUUUGUAAAGCUAUGAGAACACAAGGAAUCUAUAUUAAAAUAUAUAGAUCGGUGUAAUAAUGUGGACUGAAAACUAGGUGAAUUGAAAGGCUACCCUUUAAAAGGGCAAUAAAGAAACUGGAGAUAAACACUUUGCCCCUAAAUACGCUUCGGAGAUUUCCUUUAUAAUAUAUUGCGGAGUAGGAAUAAUGACUGUCUGCUCAACGGCAACCUGCGGGAUCGUAGUCCCUCUCCCCCCGAUGACAUCCGAAGGAAAAGACUGGGAACACCAUGAAAUGGAACUUCCUUUUGGCAGCUGAACUGCCUCGAAGAAAAUACAAGACUUCAUUCGUUUUUGCAGUUAAAACGACUACAACCCGUAGGAACACGAGUCUCCUCAAAAAGGUUUUCUCAUUCACAGUGUUGAAUCGUGAAGAAGAUUUCUCAUUUCUUGGGGGAAAAAUGAAAAUUCUACAGAUGUCACAACAGCCUGCCAAAUAGACCAUCAUUCCUUUGUACCUCGUCCUGUACAUAUCGGAUCCACUUGACAUUGUGACGUCAUCAUCCUGAUGUAGUCAAACAUUUUAGUUUCAGCGUUAGAUGGAUUUGACGUUUGAUGAAUUUGCUUUCGGAUGCCUAGUCUCCCAUAGUCUUCCUCCUUUUUAAAAGGUUGGUCAUGGGCUGAGAUGAUUUAGUUGGAAAGACUGCAUCUGAUAAUACCCCCACCCUUCACAGCGAUAUGUUUUUCAUGAAAAGCAUCUAGAAGGACCCUGAGUGCAUUGGUGUGGUCUUCCCAUCGUCUAGCCGUGUGUGAGUGUGUUAUGACACCUGCGUGGUACAAAACUCUGAUUUCACGAGAAGCUUGGAUAUGAUACACUUUGCUGAUCACUGUGCUGAUCUAUAUAUUUUUGCCACCAAAAUGUGUCGAGAAAGAUGUUUUAUAAUGAGCUAGUAGGGGUUUUACUAUCUGAUAAAGUAUGCAGUUAUAGGACAUUUCCAAAAUGGGUACGUCAUGUUUAUUGUUGAGCAUAGUUUUAUAUGAGGAUACUGUCAAAUGGUUCUGAAACGGUACAUUCUCUAGUAUGAGUCACCCAAGACGCGAUGUAAAAGAAACAGUAGGUAGAAAUAUGACAUCUAGUCGGCUUAUGAUGUUAAGCUGAAAUUUUAGAGGCCAUUUAAAGAACACAACACAAACAAUAACAGCGAAAUAUUGUAAACUAGUGGUUCCUGAUGUCUAUAGGAUUUAUUUUAUCAUUUACAAAAAAACACAAUCCCUGCAAAAUACUUCCACAACACUCUCUUUUCUCCUAGGUGUACAACAAAUUAAACUAUGUAUAUAACAAUCGAGCAGAACCCCCCCCCCCCAGAGAGAAGCUUUGUCAGAAUUUAGUGUACAGAAUCAUUUUUAUGUCUUAUUGAGAGUCGCUAUUGAUAAUGUUCUGUUCGGGCUUUUUGUUUUGUACAAGAACGGACUGAGAGACAGUCAUCCUGACAAGCAGCUUCAUGACUGGAGUGUGUGUGAGUUGUGCGUGUGUUUGUUUGCACGUGCAGGUACAUCCAUGUACCAGCAUUGAGGUCACUGUGGUUAACGGUAUACUCGCUCAGCUGACGAGGGGCUCAUUUUAUUCCAUAACCUCAGGGUUGACAUGCAUCUUUAUAGUGCUUUAAAAGCAUGUGUGCAACACGGUACUGUGAGCUCACAUCAGCACAGGUCAAAUCUACAGACGGAUCCACCUCAUUCAAUCUCAGAGUGCUGAUACAGUUAUUAUCAAGCGAUCUAUGUUUGGCCAUUCUUUGUUCUUCCCAUUACACAAUGCUUCCAUUAGAAUGAAGACUCGGUUCGGUUUUUCCCAGCCGUGCCGUACUUUGGCAUGAAGUAUCAGUUUAGUGAACAUUCAGUCUUCAAAUUGUCCUGUUAAGAAACACAACCUAAACUUCCUCAAUUUCUGGUGUUUUCCCUUAGCCUGACUGUUACUAAAAUGUCUUGAGAGUUUCGUCUCUCAGUGGUCUUUGUAAAUUUUAUGAUGAGAUUAAGAAGCUACGAUGACAAGGAAUAUGAUUGAUGUUCACUGCUGGACACGACACUGUGUUUUAACUAGAUGCGAUGUGAAAUGUUUCCUAAAUCACAACUAUUGAAAACAAAACAUUAUUACACAGAGGUAAACGUCAAGGUAGAUUUGGAUCACUGACAUUUUUCUUUUGCCUGUGAAUUUACAAUAUUGAAAAACGUGUCUAACGCUAAAAAACACCAAAAAAGUUUUGAUUUAACCCUCUUAUGCAAGAAUUUAUGAAAACCCGACACUCUUCUUCACAGCGAUAACAUAAAAAAAAACGUUUACUGAAGGGUUCUUACAAGAAUCAUUUCUUUAUUAUUUUUAAAAUCUUUACUGCAAAAGAACCUUUUAAGAAACAGAAAGGUUCUUCAAAUAUUAAAGAUUUUUUAUAAAACCAUUUGGCAAAAAAAGUAAUUUUUAGUUUUUAUUGCUUUUAGGGAAUUUAAAGCAAGAUAUGAACUUUUUACACCGAUUUUAUGAUGUCCACUUGAGUGGAAAAAAUUGCGUUUUGUUUUUGUUUGAAGAUACUGUAGCUGUCCACUGUAGUGACCUCUAUGCGUGAACGGGUUAAAAGUUUCAUCAUAUUUAAACUGAAGCUAUACUUAAAAAUACCUUUAACAUUAAACACAAGUGUGUUAACUGCGGAAUGUUGGUUACUUCAGAGCUGUUUUUUAUCGCUUCUCACGCUAUCAUAUCUGGUUAAGAUACGUUGUAUGUCAGGGAGUGAAAGACAAAUGGAGAUAAAAGGAUAGAAGGAUGCUCUCACAUCAUAAAACUUCAAUGAUGCCAGCGGUCUAGCAGUCACUUUAACCUGUCUGUCCAGCACAUGUCCUUUCAAUAUUCAAAAGCUUCUCUGUAUCUUACGAAUCUCUCGUCUUCCUCAGAAUAACAAUUCACACUCACAGGACAACCCCCGUCACUCACACGGCCUAUAAAUCGACGGCUCUCCUCUCCAUAGUGUGCUUAACCAUAAACUAUGUUUGGAUAAGUCUGAUCUUAACGCUGGAAUAGUUUAAACUUCAUGAUGGUGGUUUAGUGAUGUUUACAGGUGCUGCAAGUCACUGCGAGUUUUAAAUCCCCAGGAUUAACAAACCUCCGAAAGAAAUCCUGAAUGGAUAUCCCGUAAAUUACUUCUGAAGCUCAGCUUAUGUUCCUUCAAACCAAAUGUGUUAUUUCAUAAAUAUACGUUUGAGAUAUUUGAACAAAAUGGGGUUUUUCUUGCAGUUUGGUGGUGACGAUCACGUGGGUUUCUGGCACUUGGUACAGAGCGAUCAUGAAGGAACAUUAGAAGUCAACGAGCCUUGCUGUCUGUUAUGAUUUGUUGCGAGAUACGCAUUCGUUGAAAGAUUAUGACACGCUCAGCAGCAAUACACGUUUAGUAGAAUGCGUUUUCUUUCAGGAACCUGUAUUUACAAAGAAAUAUGUCAUCGCAACCGUCUCGCGUAAUUCUGCUUUCCCACCGUGUCUUCAACCGCAGCUGCUGAAGUUUAUUUCUCGGUAGGGGACUAAUUACUUCACAUGUCUCCCUCACUCAUUUUGUUGUUUAACAGAACACCGUAGACCACAUACAAAUGAGACGUGGCGUCGAGAGUGUGAAAGAAUGUCAUGCGGAGUGAUUUAGCACUUAUUGUUUUUGUAUUUCAGUUUAAACGCAUACACCACAACCACUUUUUUAAUACGAGGCCUGGAAAAGCAUUCGGCAUUUCUUUUAUAAAAGAAAAUCAUUUUUUUCAGAGGUUUAACUGUUCCCGCCAUGUGGACGGCAAAAACGCCGGCACAGGAACGUGCUCCAUUUAAAGCUCUCUGUUGAAAGCUGGGUGACAGCAAGCUGUGAUCAACAUAUGCUCACAGCUACUGGCGAACCGUAAUUCCAAUGAAAAUCCGUUAUUAUGAUGAUUAUAUGCGACUGUGAUAAAUACAAGCUGGCUUUAGCUCACUAUUGUGGGUCUGCGUUUCUGCCUGCUGCAUCCUUCAAAUACGGUGAGAACGAAGUUAGUUUCAGAUAGAAAAUGGCUCCCCUGUGCAGCGCUGUUUCUGCCUGUAGGGCUGCAGCACCCUCUGGUGUUAGGAAGGUAGUAGUGCGGGAAGGCUGUGGUUCUUCUACACGUCUCUUAGGCCUAGUUUUUGGGAUGCUUUCAUCACUCUAGCCCAAACAGAGCUCUGCCCACCUAGACCACUGUGACGGAGAUAGGGGUCCUGUUUCGCUGUAUAAAAUGUACAUUUGACUGUAACCCUGUGAAUGAUGUAACAAUUUCAUUAUUUGUAAUAUUGUUAUUGGUUUAUUUUCUAAAAAUGGAAAAGCCCAAGUUGACUCUCCUCAUUAAAAAAAUGAAACGAGAUCUGUU